Stylophora pistillata is the source of this 711-nucleotide messenger RNA. RefSeq names its product neuron navigator 2. The record is from RefSeq and is a predicted model, not a curated record. Gene Ontology annotation, biological process: nervous system development; neurogenesis. NCBI's taxonomy places the organism in Eukaryota, Metazoa, Cnidaria, Anthozoa, Scleractinia, Pocilloporidae.
AUGGAAAAGGCUAUCAUUUGUUAUUUUUUGAUCUUUAAGUGUCUACUGCUUCAUGUCAGGUGGCUGCGAGUGUCUGUAAACGACCGACAGUACAGCGGUGUUCUCAGCAGAUUCUUGAAGCGUAAACUCAGUUGGAGUGAAUUGGAAACCAAUGUUGAAAGUGACGAUCUGUUAGAGUUAUUUGAUUGGCUGUCAAAAGUGUGGUACCACCUGAAUGAGAUUCUGGUAGAUUUUUGCGAUUCUGACCCCACACUAGGUCCAUCACUGUUUUACUCGUGUCCAAUGGACUUCAAAGUUGCUGAGGGUUGGUUUGUUAAUGUGUGGAACUAUAAUGUGAUCCCGUAUCUACAUCAGACUCUGCGGAGUGGAAGGAAGACUUUUGAUCGAUGUGUCAGCUGGGAGGAUCCAACAAAGUGGGUGGUACUAAGGUACCCAUGGAAUAAGGACCAUAGUAGGGUUUUUCACACGCUUCGUAAACUGCGCCAAGUAGAUGUUGUUCUCAAUAGGAACCAACUCGGUUCAGAUAGUGUUACUUUUGCUGAGUGCAUUGAAGACAAUGAGAAAAUUCUGCGCGCCCAUACCAGUGUGUCUAAAAGAGUUCGCACUGUUGUUCAAGAAAAAAUUCCAAAGGUAACGUGGUGUUCAUUUUUGAGAGCUCGCAAUUCUACGGCCACCCAUCAAAUGCACUGUAAAUAACAGCACAGCAAUGUU